Cyprinodon variegatus (sheepshead minnow) is the source of this 935-nucleotide messenger RNA. RefSeq names its product canopy FGF signaling regulator 4 (gene cnpy4). The record is from RefSeq and is a predicted model, not a curated record. NCBI's taxonomy places the organism in Eukaryota, Metazoa, Chordata, Actinopteri, Cyprinodontiformes, Cyprinodontidae. Gene Ontology annotation, cellular component: endomembrane system. The coding region runs from base 81 to 740 and encodes 219 amino acids. The transcript is spliced from 6 exons. Gene Ontology annotation, molecular function: signaling receptor binding.
AGAGCGUUCAAUAAAGAUGCCGAUGUGGCCAAAACAAGACCCUAACCUUCUAAUCUCUCCUUUUUAAUCAGGUAUUCAAAAUGAAAGCGUUUAUUCUGGCUGUGGUUUUUGCGUGUGGCUUUGCUGCAGGGAGUGAAGACGAGAGGCUGCCUAAUAAAUGUGAAGUGUGUAAAAUUCUGACCACGGAGCUGCAGGAGGCUCUGGAGAAAACGGGUCGCUCCAAAGAGGUGCUGGAGGUGGGAGAGGUGUUGGACACGGGCAAGAGGAGGAGGAAGAUUAGAUACAACACCUCAGAAACUCGGCUGACGGAGGCAGUGGACAACAUAUGUGAGCGCAUCCUGCAGUAUAAAGUUCACGCUGAGAGGCCCGGUAGUCUCAGAUACGCCAAGGGUUCCAGUCAAACCAUGAUGACUCUGAAGAAUCUGGUCAACAAAGGAGUGAAAGUAGACCUGGGUAUGCCCUAUGAGCUCUGGGACGAACCGUCUGCUGAGGUGACAGACAUGAAAAAACAGUGCGAGACAAUGCUGGAGGAGUACGAGGAGGUGGUGGAGGACUGGUACUUCCACCAUCAGGACCGGAGGCUGGAGAACUUCCUCUGUGAGAACCACGUCCUGAAGACGUCAGAGCAAGACUGUCUGAAGGAGGUGUGGAAAGGUGACACGGGCGAUAAAGGAGGAGCUGAAGAAGUAAGCGGAGCGGAGAGAGUGGAGAGCGCUGCACACGACGCUGGAGAACUCUGAGGAAAAAACAUGAAAGGAGAGAGGAUUACGCUACACUCCAGCAUUAAACUGCAGCUGCAGCUCCAAGGACAAAGGCAGAAAUUAUCUGUGCUUAUGGGACAAUCUUUACUUUUAGAAAUAACACUUUUUUUAUAAUUUAUACAGAUUUUGCAUCAUUUUACUCCCAUUGCACCAUGUACAGUUUUAUAUACUGGA